AUGGCUAGAGGAAAAUCAGUGGGAAAUUACUCUCCUGCUGUUGCAGGAAAGAGUCUGGCUCAUUAUAAGGCAGCGAAGAACGUGCGAUAUGAACGAGAGCCAUAUAAUAGUAUAGGAGACAACGACUCGGACUCAUCACCUUUAUCGUCAUUAGAUAGUGAUGAUGCUGGUAAUAAUGAUGAUGACGAUGAUAGUGAAGGUGGAGACGCUGAUGAACCAGACGACGAGGAUAAUAAUGAUAACGACGAGGAUGACGACGAGGAUGUUGAUAUUGGUGAUUCAGAUAUAACAGUGGAUUCAGCGCCAGAACUCAUUAUCGAGAAUUUAAAAGACAUGUCUUCAGAUGAAGAGUCUGAGGAUGAUGAAGAGGAAGACGAUGAUAAUGAAGAUUCUGAUUCCGAUUCAGAUGCUGGUUUAGUUCCGUCGAAAUUUCUCACUCCUCUCAAAAAGAAAAAUCCUGCUAAAGCAGCUUCUGCUAAUAGAAAGUCACGAGAAUCAACCCCGCUUCCUGUACCAAAACGACUUGAUCUGUCAGAGUUGCGUGCUAAACAGUUGGAAGAAGAAAAGCGAAAAGCAGAGCUUCAGAAACCAACGUUUAUCGACAAUGAGGAUGAUGAAGAGGACGAGGACGAAGAAGAAGACGAUGAUGAUGAUGAGGAGGAUGACGAAGGAUCUCCAGAACAAGUGACCCCAUUGCAAAAUAAACGACGGAGGCGAGCUUCGAUAGUCGACCAUUCAUACGACGAGAAAUUGACAUUCCCCAGAUCAGACUCAUUACCACCACCUCUGACAGACGUUGAAGAGGCUAUUAUUAAUGAUGAUGAAGACGAGGAGGAGGCUGAUGACGACGAAGAUGAUUAUGACGGAAUUGCAGGUGGUGCUAGUGGUGUAGAAGACGAUUCUAGCGGUGAUGAGUUUGACCAAGAUUCGUUGCUUGCAUAUCUCGAACAAGAAGAAAGCUCACCAGAAGUAGCUGACGAGUAUGACGAAGAAGACGAUGGCCACAUUGAAGAACAAGAAGAAAGAGAGAUUAUGAACGACAUGAAGAAUGGGGAUGAUCUGUUUUCCAACCCUUCGUCGCCCUAUGCCACAACACCAGUAGUUGAGUCUGAACCGGUCGUCAGUUUACCAGAAGACGAGGAUGAAGAUGAUAACGACGAGGACGAGAUUUCGUUUGACGAUGACUUUUUCGAGCCUCGUGGUACCAGUUCGCAUGUUUUAGUGUCUACAUCCAACGGACGUAACACAUCACCAUCAGACGACGACGACUCAUAUUUAUGGUCAUACUUCUUCACGUCGGAUGAAGAGUCGGGUGAGGAUGGUAGCAUGAUCAGUAAUAUAAUUCCUUCCAGCGGCAACACAAGCGGGACUAUGUCUGCCAAUGGCGGUGCUAAUCGCACCGACCCUGGCUAUUAUUCUGAAGAUGAGACCGACGACGACCUAACCAUCCCGCCACCGAGUCUUAGAAAACCAGGCACCCGGGCCACCGAAAUCCUGUCCUCGUCGGCAGUUGCAUCGCGUCCUCCUGUAUUAGGAUCAUGGGAUCUCAACAGUGAAAGACCCUUUGGAAUUAUUGACGGUCUCACCACAAGAACAUUGAGUCCACCACCUUCGCCAUAUUCCGUCGUCAAGACCACUAGCAUCAGCAAUGAAGAGCUCGAAAGUAUACUCAAUGGAGCCAAUGGCGUGAGUAUUGAGGAUAUUUUCAUUGACACGGAUCUUGUUGACAGUCUAGCCAAUGGCACGAGUCCCAGCAACGGACGCAGUCGCAAGCGUGGCCGGUCGCAGAAUGGGUUUCAAAGCGACAGCGAGCUCAGUGAGCUGGCUCUUGACGAGUUUAUUUACACCGACGAGCUUGACGAUGUAGGAGAAGACGAUGCUGUUACCGACUCAACACCGCUGUGGGCCAACAGAUUCAACAGCGAUGUACCCAUGUUCGCAUUCCGUAACCGAGGACUUCAGCCUGUAUACAGUCAACCGACAGCACGACGACUUUCAAUGAGCACCCGAGGACGCGACGGACGACGAACGUCGCCCAAAGAAGCGGUCAUCACUCCCGUGAAAGCGGUGAAAAAGCGGAUGAAGAAGAAACUACGGCGUCGCAAGAGUAUCCAGGACGAUACUCAAGACACCUCCGGUAUCGGUAACACCACCGACCUGAUAGACGAGCUGGUCGAGUCCGGCGCCCUGUCGCCGCUAUUCAGCGGCAUCUCAUAA
Messenger RNA from Sugiyamaella lignohabitans, 2217 nucleotides. RefSeq names its product Ifh1p (gene IFH1). The coding region runs from base 1 to 2217 and encodes 738 amino acids. The record is from RefSeq and is a predicted model, not a curated record. NCBI's taxonomy places the organism in Eukaryota, Fungi, Ascomycota, Dipodascomycetes, Dipodascales, Trichomonascaceae. The transcript has a single exon. Gene Ontology annotation, biological process: regulation of ribosomal protein gene transcription by RNA polymerase II. Gene Ontology annotation, molecular function: transcription coregulator activity.